This is a messenger RNA of Lasiosphaeria miniovina, 791 nucleotides long. RefSeq lists its product as uncharacterized. The record is from RefSeq and is a predicted model, not a curated record. NCBI's taxonomy places the organism in Eukaryota, Fungi, Ascomycota, Sordariomycetes, Sordariales, Lasiosphaeriaceae. The coding region runs from base 128 to 730 and encodes 200 amino acids. The transcript has a single exon.
CCAGCCAGCCAGUCAGUCAGUCGGUCCCCUCAUCACCUUCUCACAGACACGGUUGCACCACAUCAACCAGCCUGACCGGCCCGAGUGAAUCCCAUAUGCAUGCAACGGACGCAGCAGCAGCAGCAGCAUGGACGGCAUCAGAGGGCGUGAGGUCAUGGACAAUGCAGCAGGGCGCACUGCGUCUGGAGUCACCAGACCGCACCACCAUCCGCCAGCAAGUGGGCUUCCGGGCCGAAUUAGGAGGAUGAAGAUGAGGUGGACGACGGGAGGUGGGGGCGGCAGCGGCAGCGGCAGCGGUAGCGGCGGUGGCUUGAACGAUCGUCAUCAUUCCAUGGCUUCGCCAUCAUCGCCGGCCACCGUCGUCGUCAAGUGGGAGAACAAGGCCCAAACUCUCGAAAGCGAGAAAUGGAGAAAUAGAGCAAGAAGGAAGCGUCUUUGUGCAUGCGGGCGCAGUCGAAAAGGUGCCAGGAUGCAGAUCUGGGGGGCCUAUAGGCGGCCAGGCCCGGGAGAAGAACGACGGGAAGAGCCUAAAGAGGGGGAAGGGGGGAGGGGAAGUCGGACGGCACGCGAAUCCAUGCUGCACUGUCUGUCAAUCAAUCUUCAUCUCGCCCUUGGCUGUUUCUUUGAUCAACCACGGCGCACGGGUGCCACGUCGGGAACAAACGGUGCUGCUGCUGUUGGUGCUGCUACUGCUGCUACUGCUGCUGCUCGCGGAGGGGCCAUGAUUUGACAUCAAGGAGCAUGCAGCAGCGCUAGAUGACAGUGACACGGGGAUGGUGACUAAGGUAACU